AUGAACAAUCAAUUGGUGUUUUGUAAGUCUAAAGUUUGCAUCCAUCCAUCAACAAAUGCAUCUAAUAACAUAGCGGGUUAUUUAUUAAUUACUAAACAGAAUAACGUGGGUAACGUCGAUCCAAUGCUGCAAUACGUUACAGAGGAUGGAUUGGAUUCAAAGCACAGAAUAUGGUUAGAUGAGGCCGAGAUGAAGUUGUCAAACGGUUUCACAAAAGAUGUUAGGAUGCCUCAAGAUUUAUUAUUUUCUGCUAUUUCGAUGCCAUAUUCAUUUGCUGUUAAAUUGAACUCCUUAUAUUCGAUUCAGCUCAGACUUCCCAGUCCAAACAAAUGGUGGUUUGGAUCGGUGAUUCUUCAUUCAAAAUCUCCACAGGAAGAUGAGACUUUGCCUAUAUUAUUCUUUCACGAUGAUGUAUGUCGUAGUACUAUUGCAAAACAAAAAAAACUGAACAAGUCGUUUGAUCCUUUCAAUUCAACAGGUGAAAUAUAUUGGGGUGGUAGUGAUUUGAAAGAUGCCAUUUCAAAAUAUGUCGAUUUGCAACAAACAAUUAUCGAGCCAACAAUAUGGCUAGUAAAUGCUACGUUAGAUGACCUAAGAAACUUUUCCACUAACGUAUCACUAUUAGAAGCACAGGGAAAAUCCAACGUUUCAGCAAACGAUGGAGACGAUAAGUCCACAUUUUGGGAUAAAAUGGAUUCGACAAAAUGGAAUGUAAUGUCAAGAAUAGCAGAUGCAACUUCAGCGACUGGAUCAUUUGUAUCAUCAAUGAUAAGAAAACACCCCAUUGUUCAACUGGCAGAACGAAACAAAAACAAUGUCUACGUUAAGAAGCUAUUAAACAAUCCAAGAGUAAAAGAAAUACAAGACGAUUACGAUUCUGCAACUAUAUAUUUGGCUAAAUGGGCACAAGGUGUCAAGGAACAAUCAGAUAAAUUCAAUCUACUGAAUGAAACCAGUGAAUCCUAUAGAAAAAUCUUGAAUAAUGAAUUAGGGAUGGGAAAUGGAGAUAACGAUAUUAGUUUCAGUGAUUUCGAACUAAAUAAAGCAUUGGAGAGAAGUUUCCCACUAACACAACAAAAAUGGAAUUCCUUCUUCGAUUCUCAAGGAAGAAUUAAUAUUACAAUUAAUGAAAUCAAAGAUUUCAUAUUUCAUGGUGGUAUUGAAUCAAUAGAGUUAAGAAAGACGGUUUGGCUUUAUUUAUUGGGAGUAUAUCCUUGGGAUUCUUCAUAUGACGAAAAAUUGCAAAUUGAACAAACUCUUAGGAACAUAUACAAUACAGAAUAUAAAUCCAAAUGGCUGAAUAGGGUACCAAACUCUGAUCCGGAAGAGGAGGAAUAUUGGCAUGAUCAAAUAUUCAGAAUUGAGAAAGAUGUAAGAAGAAACGAUCGCAAUAUUGAUAUAUAUAAAUAUAACACCCCUGAUGGGAAAAAUCCUCCUCAGAAUGAGACAGCAGAUAAUGAAAUGGAUGAAGAUGAAAAUACAAAUUUAAGCGAUUCAACAAAUUCUGACAGUAAAUCUGAGAUUUUGAAUCCUCAUUUACUAGCAUUGAAAAAUAUAUUGAUCAGUUAUAAUGUUCUGAAUACAAAUUUAGGAUAUGUUCAAGGUAUGACUGAUUUAUUAUCAAUCAUAUAUUAUAUCGUCAGAGAUGAAGAACUGGCAUUUUGGUGUUUCGUAAAUUUUAUGGAGAGAAUGGAAAGAAACUUUUUAAGGGAUCAAUCUGGUAUCAGAGAUCAAAUGUAUACCUUGGCAGAAUUAUGCCAAAUUAUGUUACCUCAGUUAAGUAAACAUUUAUCUGAUUGUGAUUCCUCAAAUUUAUUUUUCUGUUUUAGGAUGAUCUUGGUAUGGUUCAAAAGAGAAUUCGAUUUAGAAUCCGUUUGUUCAAUAUGGGAAAUAUUAUUGACAGACUACUAUUCUUCUCAAUUCCAGCUGUUUUUUAUGCUGGCAAUCCUUCAAAAAAAUAAUGAUACAGUAGUUCAAAACUUAACUCAGUUUGAUCAAGUUUUAAAAUUUUUUAAUGAUAUUAAUGGUACACUAGACUGGUCAGAUUUAAUGACAAGAAGUGAAUUGCUGUUUAUUAGAUUUAAAAAGAUGAUGGAUCUUAUGGAAAGAAAUAAAGAAUUACAAGAUGAUAAAUUGCUACCUAUGUAUACAAAUGAAGAUGCCAAUGAAAGUAAUAGUGAACUAAAGAAGUCUGAUUACCAUUUACAAUUAUUGUUAUCAAAACAGAUUGUUAUUCAAAGAGAAGAAGAAAGGACCAAGGAUUCCAUUAAAUAA
This is a messenger RNA of Tetrapisispora phaffii CBS 4417, 2274 nucleotides long. It is a transcript of the gene GYP7, whose product is annotated as GTPase-activating protein GYP7. NCBI's taxonomy places the organism in Eukaryota, Fungi, Ascomycota, Saccharomycetes, Saccharomycetales, Saccharomycetaceae. Gene Ontology annotation, biological process: activation of GTPase activity. The record is from RefSeq and is a predicted model, not a curated record. The transcript has a single exon. Gene Ontology annotation, molecular function: GTPase activator activity. Bases 1 to 2274 code for a protein of 757 amino acids.